This is a messenger RNA of Fragaria vesca subsp. vesca, 968 nucleotides long. RefSeq lists its product as uncharacterized. The record is from RefSeq and is a predicted model, not a curated record. The transcript has 2 exons. Gene Ontology annotation, molecular function: metal ion binding. Lineage: Eukaryota; Viridiplantae; Streptophyta; Magnoliopsida; Rosales; Rosaceae. The coding region runs from base 24 to 626 and encodes 200 amino acids.
UUCGCCUUGCAUCCCCGAUCAGCAUGGGUGACACCCUUGUGAUCCAAACUGGUGAUGUGGAGACAGGACAUCUGCUUACAGGCAGCCGCUUUGGUGUUGGUAGGAGCGACAUAACCCCAAUGAAUGAUGACUUCCGGAUGUACAUUGCAAAUGCUGAGCCUCAAACUGGCAAUUAUCCACUUCCCUUGGAGAUUAGUGGGGACAAUUCUCAUUUGGUUCGACCACUGGAGCAGCACUUGAGGUCGAAUUGCUUUGUUAAAUUGUUUGUGACCUCGGAAAUAUUAGGCAUGGUGUUUGAGAUUAUCUAUCAGGAGUCUCACAUAAUGGCCUACUUCUUCAUUUGGUUUGUUUGUGCCAUGAUUGCCAUGUAUGUGGCGCGCCUACUAGCUAUGAUAGAAGGCGGCAUGGCCAAUCGAGAGCAGUUUGCUGUUUACUUGAGAUGUUUCUCAUUCUUACUUCUUGAGCUGCUCCAGUAUUGGGGGAUCCAUCAGGGAAACUAUAUAACUGCUUUGAAGAUCAUCCUCAGGGUCACGGGUGCUAUUAUUGGUUGGUGGGUGGUGGGAGUACUUCAAUCAUACAUGGAUGCAUUCGGUAUGCAUCUGCCACUUCGCCGUCGUGAUGAUUAAACUGAUAGAUGGGGAGGCAGGUAGCAGGCAAUGAGGAACUAUACAAGGGAGUAAUACGAGUAAUUUGCCCCUCCCCAAUGACUCUGUUCUCAAUCUAUACAUUCGUCUUCUGAAGUUUUCGACUCUUGUCUUUAUUUAUAUAUAUAUUUUUUUUAUCAAAUGGGGGUAUACGACUCUUGUAGAUCACACUCAGAUGGGCACAUGUCUUAUGAACUCAAUCUUAUGAAUUGUUAUUAGGUGCUCAGCCCUCAUGGUCAGGAGUCAGGACUGCUUGUAAUAGUUUCUAAAAUGGGUGCUUUUUGGGUAUAUGUUCUUGUGUGAUUGAUAAGCUUAUUGAUAGCA